This is a messenger RNA of Chanos chanos (milkfish), 583 nucleotides long. It is a transcript of the gene cetn4, whose product is annotated as centrin 4. The transcript is spliced from 5 exons. NCBI's taxonomy places the organism in Eukaryota, Metazoa, Chordata, Actinopteri, Gonorynchiformes, Chanidae. Bases 44 to 559 code for a protein of 171 amino acids. Gene Ontology annotation, cellular component: myosin II complex. The record is from RefSeq and is a predicted model, not a curated record. Gene Ontology annotation, molecular function: calcium ion binding.
UUUUGAUGCUAAAAUUAUAAUUUUUGGAUACACAAACUGAAAAAUGGCUUCCAGUUUCAGAAAACCAGCCAACACAGCAAACCAACGGAAGAAAGCAGGUCCUAAACCAGAUCUUACAGAGGAGCAGAAGCAGGAAAUCAGAGAGGCCUUUGAUCUGUUUGACACAGAUGGUUCUGGAACCAUAGAUGUAAAGGAACUUAAGGUUGCCAUGCGUGCUCUUGGCUUUGAGCCGAAGAAAGAAGAGAUCAAGAAGAUGAUCGCAGACAUUGAUAAGGAAGGCUCAGGCACCAUCGACUUCAACGACUUUCUUAGCAUGAUGACACAAAAAAUGAGUGAAAAAGACUCGAAAGAGGAGAUUUUGAAGGCGUUUAGGUUGUUUGAUGAUGACAGCACAGGCAGAAUUUCCUUCAAAAAUCUCAAACGAGUUGCUAAGGAGCUGGGAGAGACCCUCACAGAUGAGGAACUCCAGGAAAUGAUCGAUGAGGCAGACAGAGAUGGAGAUGGAGAGGUCAGUGAGGAGGAGUUCCUUCGGAUAAUGAAGAAGACCAGUCUAUAUUGAACACUUCUGUUUUUAGUUCUACUU